UCUACGUGUCGUUUUUUGACCUCAGAUUCUUCUUUAUUCAAUUCAAAUUGAUGGGAUUUCUUUUGUUUUUAGGAUUCGAUUUGGAGUUGAGUUUCCUAGAUUGAUAUGGCAUUUUUCUUUUUGGUAAUUUUCCUUGAUUACGAGUGCUUCAAUUGUGGCCUUUUGUUUAGCUGAAAUGAACAAAGAAUAGUUUGGUGACCUUUUGAAGGAAGUUGACCGUGUAUGAUGAUGAGAAGGAAAUAAGUUUUUCUUUUCUAUUUUCUUUUCCUUUUCCUUUUUCACAUUAAAAUUUAGUUUGGAUUUCUGGGUAAAGUGGAUUAUUGAGUUGUGUGGAAAGUUAGGAAAAUUUGGACAACAGGAUCGAAUUCUGGGUUCCAUCAUGAGGAAGAUUUAGCAUCAAAUAUGAACCGGCACGCUUUACCAUUCCAAUCAGUUGCGUUUAGUUGUAGUUCUGACAUGAUUCCGGUGGGUGGUUACUUUGCUCCACCGCCGAUGUUCUUGCCGGGGAAUUCCAGUAUUAUUACCACUUCUCCUGCCUUAAUCCAACCGGGAAGUUCUUCUGGAUCUUCCUUCCUUCUAGAUUCUGUUGCAGGACUCAAGGAUGAUACAGGGUUGGCUGUCGAGUGGUCUGUUGAUGAACAAUAUAUAUUGGAGGAUGGCCUUGAAAAAUAUAAAGAGGAACCGAAUAUUUUGAAGUACAUAAAGAUUACAGCUACUUUGCCUGAUAAAACCGUACGUGAUGUUGCUUUGAGGUGCAGGUGGAUGCAAAGAAAGCGACGGAAGCCUGAACAUAAUUCAGGAAAAAAGCCGAACAAUAGAAAGGAUAAGCCGGUGGAAUCAUCUUCUAAGAUGAAUUUGCCUUCAUCUCUGCCACCAACCAUGUCUGCAUAUCCUCCAAUGAUGCACCAUGUGGACCAGAAUGAAAGAAUGCCUUCUGAAGGAAUAUGCGGUACAAUUAUGCAUAUUUUGAAGCAAAAUGCUCAAACUCUUAGCCAAAUCACAUCCAAUCUUUCUGCAUACAAGUUACAGGAUAACAUCGAUCUCUUUUGUCACGCAAGGAACAAUAUUACCGCCAUGCUAAACGACAUGAGAGAUACACCAGGUUUAAUGAGCCAUAUGCCACCGUUGCCUGUGUCUGUUGAUGAGGAUUUAGCAAUUAGCAUCUUGCCUGGAGCAACUAAUGCCUUGUCUCAGACAGUGGUUUUUGGCUCGCCAAGCGGGAUCCAUCUCAAGCAGGAACCAAGGUGCUGAUAUCGAACUGUCAAGAUUGAGACUGGAUAUAUCUGGUUCGUGUAACUACAAAAGAAAAUUCGACCGUAAAUGCCAUCAGAAGUUUGUAGAGAUCCCCCAUUUUCGGAACCCGAUAAUGUUUUACCCAUCAUAUAUUAAAUCCAUGCACCCGAUAUUAAGAAAUGCAGCACUUAUCAUCUCCUUGCUCCAUGGAGGCUAAAAAUAUUCCAAAAUAAAAAAA
Messenger RNA from Hibiscus syriacus, 1471 nucleotides. RefSeq lists its product as uncharacterized. NCBI's taxonomy places the organism in Eukaryota, Viridiplantae, Streptophyta, Magnoliopsida, Malvales, Malvaceae. The record is from RefSeq and is a predicted model, not a curated record. The transcript has 9 exons. Bases 403 to 1251 code for a protein of 282 amino acids.